GCUGGUCUCAAGGGCAGCAGGGCAGUGCUCAGCCAGAGCUCUGGGUGCACGAUCUCUGGUCCCAGCGGGAGGACCCUAAACCACCAUGAGCUUGGCUAGGAGAGUCCUAAGUCACCUGGCUUUACUCAGGGUCCAAAUGCACAGGUGUGUGGAUUAUUUCUGUAAUAAGACGGGAAAUCAACGAGAAGAAGCAUAGGUGGAGGCAGCCCAAGGAGAGAUGGAGGGCGCACUCAUCGAGGACAUCGUGGAAUACCUGGAUGUUCGCAUUCAAGAGAACCUUCCAAUCCCGUUCCUUACGCAGCAGGUCCUGGCUCUGGGGCGGCGUUCCUGCUGGAGGACAGGACUUCGAAGAUUCCAUCGAUAUCCUGCAAGGCAGAAUGCACCAACUUGUCGACAACUUCUGUGAAACCCUUCUAUGGAAAUCUAAAGAUGAGGUCUGCUCGGAUCUUACUGAAUUGGAGAGCACAUGCAGCGCAGAUGUGGCUGACGCUGUGGAUGCUCAAGUUAACAACAACUCCGGAGUCCCACGUAACCUGGAUUCUCUCAGGGCCCAAAUUCACAGCCGUGUGGAUUAUUUCUGUGAUAUGAUGGGAGAUCAACCAGAGAAAGCACAGAUGGAGGCAGCCCUAGCCGAGAUGGAGGAGGCACUCAUGAGGGACAUCCUUGAAUUCGUUGAAGAUUCCAUUCAAGAGAACCUUCCAGAAUCCAGUCCCUUGCUUUGUGAAACACAGCAAGAGUUUCGUCGCAGAGUCUGUGAGCCCUCCGGCUCCUACAGUCCCCCAUCUGGCUCCUACAGUCCCCCAGGCCCGAACCAGCCCUUUGACUCCUCCACUUCAAGGAGUUGGUACGACUGGAUACUUGAGCGAUUUUAUUAUUUUAAUUUUUUUUAGUUUUACUAAUUUAUUGCUGCCAACCCCUCUCCCUCCACCCUCGUGCACACAUGCUCAGUCAUAUAACCCCAUGGACUGCAGCCCGCCAGGCUCCUCUGUCCAUGGACGUUUCCAGGCAAGAGUACUGGAGUGGGCUGCCAUUUCCUUCUUCAAGUGGGUUGCCAUUUUCUUCUCCAUACUUGAGCGAUUUAAAGAGCUCCUGCAGUGACUGCAGCAGACGUUUCGGAAAGCCCUGAACUGGAUUAAGCGGAUAGCAGCUGCCUGCCUACCAGGCUUGCGCAAAGCGGCUGAGGCCAUCUGGAGAGUGUUAAAGGGUUUUUGUUCCUCUCUGGAGCAGUUCUUCAAGAGCCUCAUCCAGGUCUAGAAGCCCCAAGGGGUCCCCAGGGAGCUUGGCCUCAUCUAGAAGCCUCGAUUUUCCCUUCUCACAGGGCAUCCUCUGAUGCACCCUUUACCCUCCUGCUCAGCCUUGACCCAUCCUCACAGGCUGCCUCACCUCCUCCCCUUUAGGGAGGAGUGCUGCCUCACCUCCUCCCCUUCAGGGAGGGCCCCACCCAGCCCGUCUAACUCUCCCCGCCUGGAUUCUCCUGCACCAGGUCUGACCUGCCUGCCACUGUAGUGCUGACGUCCUAAUAAAAGUCAGUUGACCGAAA
Molecule: messenger RNA, 1540 nt
Organism: Dama dama (fallow deer)
Lineage: Eukaryota; Metazoa; Chordata; Mammalia; Artiodactyla; Cervidae
Exons: 16
Coding region: 258-890 (210 amino acids)
Source: RefSeq, a predicted model, not a curated record